AUGACCCAGACCCUCAAUAAAAGGGAAGCCCUGGGCGGCGGCUGGGCAGCCUCUGCUCCGUUUCGCACUUGGUCCUCCUGCCACCGAAGGCGCAGGGGCGCCCCGAUUUACAAGCGGCGGCAGCACUAUGGCCCCAAGGCUGAGUAUGAGCCCCAGAGGAAGCAGCCGAAGCCACGGUACGGCCCGGGCCCUUGGUUCCAACCACCCCAGAGUCCUUACUGGGGCAUGUACUCUAACUGGGGGUGCUGGGGAGGGCCCUGGUGCCCACCUCCAAUGGGAUACCGGAAGCCCCCCAGCCCUGGGCUAGUGGCCCGAAUGUAUGGCCUGCACCCCAUCUGCCUUUGCUGCUGCUUCUGCUGGCGUGGGCCCUGGAACCCCGGCUGGGCGAGGGCCCCUGUCCGCAAGAAGCGCUGGGGCCGCAGGGGCCGUGGCCUGCGCCGCCAGCCUAGCCGCCCCGCCCCAAGGAGCCCAUCGGUGGAGGUGAGCCCCCUGCUGCAGCCGGUCGACCUGUACGGGUGGCGGGCACCUGGCCUGCAGGCGCCGCGCAACACCACCCAGUUCAUCAUGAACCAGAUCUACGAGGACAUGCGGCAGCAAGAGAAGCUGGAGCGCCAGCAGGAGGCGCUGCGGGCUCAGCAGGCCCAGGCAGGCGGAAACGAUGCGCCUCCCAGUGGUGGUGAGGAAGACGCAGAGAUGCAGGACACUUUGUAUGGCUUUGGGCAGAAUCCCUCUCUGGCCUUUAGUCCUGCCCCGGAGGAAGAGGAAAACCAUUCUCCGGCCCCACAGCUGGUGGAGGAAGAGGAAGAGGAGAAAGAUGAGGAGGAGUGUGAUGAGGAGGAGUGUGAUGAGGAGUGUGAUGGGAAGGACGAAGAGAGUGAGGAAGAGGAGAGUGAGGAGGAGGAGGAUGAAGAGGCAGAGGCCCAGGAUGAAGAGGAGGUGGAAGAGGCUGAAGAUGUGGAGGAGGUGGUGGAGGAGGAGGAAGCGGAGGAAAUAGAAGAGGAGGAGGAGGGGCUAGAGGAGGAGGAGCAGAGAGGGGAAGAGAAUCAUUUGCCUCUGGAAAUGCCCUUAUCAUUCCUGAUGGCCGAGGAAGAGAGAGCGAACUUUAUAGACUGUUCUCAUUUAAGCCCAGAACAGGUCAUUCCCUAG
Molecule: messenger RNA, 1146 nt
Organism: Myotis lucifugus (little brown bat)
Lineage: Eukaryota; Metazoa; Chordata; Mammalia; Chiroptera; Vespertilionidae
Gene: CCER1
Product: coiled-coil glutamate rich protein 1
Exons: 1
Coding region: 1-1146 (381 amino acids)
Source: RefSeq, a predicted model, not a curated record